Messenger RNA from Dentiscutata erythropus, 128 nucleotides. Lineage: Eukaryota; Fungi; Glomeromycota; Glomeromycetes; Diversisporales; Gigasporaceae. The record is from the annotation of a GenBank genome assembly.
AGUAGGAGGGUUAGCGAUAUUAUCAGAAUUAAUAGGAGGGUUAGUGAUAUAUGUUGAAAUAUCAGUAUUAGUUGUUUCGGUAUUAGAUGUUUUAGAAGGGUUAGUGGUAUUAGAUGUUGUAUUAGUAG